AUGUCGCAGCCCAUAAUGGUCUCUGGCACAAUAUCGGCCGCGAUGCCAAUACCGGCAAAACGUUGGACCUAUCUGAACAAUGUUCUUCAAAAUCCGGGACCGUUCACAAAUCCAGACUAUGAUGCGAAUGAGGUUGCAGACCGUAUGUCAAAUAUGAAGUUACUAGGCGCUGGUGGUCUUGGUUGCGAAAUCCUGAAGAAUCUUGCUCUUUCUGGGUUCAAGGACAUCCAUGUCAUAGAUAUGGAUACCAUUGACGUCUCGAACCUAAACCGCCAGUUCCUUUUCAGACACAGUGAUGUUGGCAAAUCGAAAGCCGAAGUUGCAGCCAAGUUUGUGGAGAAGAGGGUGAAGGGAGUUAAGAUCACGCCGUACAACUGCAAAAUCCAGGAUUUCGAUGAUGCCUUCUACCUGCAGUUCCAAAUGGUUGUCUGCGGUUUGGACAGCAUUGAAGCUCGACGAUGGAUUAACUCUACGCUUGUGAACCUAGUAGACAUGGAGAACCCAGAGAGUCUGAAACCUCUGAUUGAUGGAGGCACCGAAGGCUUCAAGGGACAAUCUCGAGUCAUAUUUCCUACCUUGACCUCUUGUAUAGAAUGUCAGUUGGACAUGCAUGCACCGCGGGCCGCCGUCCCUCUUUGUACACUCGCAACUAUCCCUCGCCAACCGGAACACUGCAUUGAGUGGGCUCAUAUCAUUGCUUGGGAACAAGAAAAACCGUUUCCAAAAUUGGACAACGAUGACCCCGAGCACAUUACCUGGUUAUACAAGAAAGCGUUGGGCCGAGCUGCAGAGUUUAAUAUCACAGGGGUCACAUACUCUUUGACACAAGGUGUGGUCAAGAAUAUCAUCCCAGCUAUUGCGUCAACAAAUGCUAUCAUUGCUGCAAGUUGCUGUAAUGAAGCUUUCAAGAUCGCAACAUCAACGAAUCCGUCCCUUGGACCAGAAGAUAAUUAUAUGAUGUACAGUGGAAAUGACAGCAUUUACACGUACACAUUCAAGCACGAGAAGAAACCUGAUUGUCCUGUUUGCGGAAACCUGGCCCGAGACCUGGAAGUCGAUCCGACUUUGACCUUGGACGAAUUCAUCCAGUCUUUGGCUGUCAGACCAGAGGCGCAGUUGAAGAAACCAUCCAUUCGUUCGGAAGCCAAGACUCUCUACAUGCAAAGCCCAGAGAGUUUAAGGCUCAAGACGGCGCCGAAUCUGGAAAAGAAGGUGGGAGAUCUGGUUGUGGAUGGAGAGGAGAUUGGAGUUUCCGAUCCCUCUUUGGGCUCAGUGGAUUUUAAAUACAAGCUCAAGUUCUCGAAGCUUUUCACAACUGCUACUAAUGCUGCUGCGGAAAAGGCCAAUGGAAAUGGAACAACUGCGUGA
This is a messenger RNA of Hyaloscypha bicolor E, 1368 nucleotides long. RefSeq lists its product as uncharacterized. Lineage: Eukaryota; Fungi; Ascomycota; Leotiomycetes; Helotiales; Hyaloscyphaceae. Gene Ontology annotation, molecular function: NEDD8 activating enzyme activity. The transcript is spliced from 5 exons. Bases 1 to 1368 code for a protein of 455 amino acids. Gene Ontology annotation, cellular component: cytoplasm; nucleus. The record is from RefSeq and is a predicted model, not a curated record. Gene Ontology annotation, biological process: protein neddylation.